AUUCUUGUCUUUUUACAUAAUAAAUAUCCUUUGUUUGUGACAUUUUAUUUAUUGCCAUGUUUAUUGGUAUUUGGUGACGUUUUACGGUUUACAUGACAACCAGUAAUUAUAUUAUCAAAACCACAAUACUGUGAUAAAAUAAUUGAAAUCCUCUUAUUUACGAAGAAAAUAAUGACGGAGAAAAAAUCCUUAAACAGUCUUAUUAUACAUCCAGACAUAGAGCCUGGUGUUAUUGAUAAUGCAAUGCUUAUAAGAUGCAUAUUAGAGUAUGGUCCGACUGAAGAAGCAGGUAGACUGUUCGCAGAAGAAGGCGUUCAUUUAGACGAGGCGCCCAUAGUACGCCUAGAGUUCCAAAAUAUAUUGAGAAUAGAUCACCUCUGGAUGCUAAAGUCGCUAAGAAAAUUAACUCUAGCCCAUAAUCUGAUAGAAAGGAUCGAAAAUUUAGAAUUAUUGAAAGGUCUAAAUGAACUAGAUUUGUCUUUUAAUAAGAUCGAAAAGAUAGAAAACCUCGAUGAACUUGUUAAUCUAGAAGUGCUGACGUUGUUCCACAAUAAAAUAAGGAAAUUGGAAAACAUGGAUACUCUACAAAACUUACUUGUUUUUAGUAUUGGUGAUAAUUUGAUUGAGGACUAUAAAGAGAUGAUAUACCUACGUAAAUUCCGAAAGUUGCGAUCAGUGAGUUUUAAAGGAAAUCCGUGUUGCGACGACCCGAUGACUUACCAUUUCCUCAAAGCAUCACUCACUCGAGUCACGUACCUAGAUUAUAAAACUGUUAGCGAAGAAGAGAGGGAAAAUGGACGUGGCUUAUUCAGACUUAUGCUCCGCAAAUUAGAUGAGGCUGAUGAGAAAACAGAAAAGGAAAGAAUAGCUAAAGAAGAAUACGAAGCUAGAGUAGAGUUCUACGCGCUGUCCUUUGUGGAGUACCUCAGCGGACCAGAGUUGAUAGAAUCUAUGUUUGAUAAAGAUCCGGACGGUACACUUUUGCUCAAAAUUGGUGGUGAAUUGAAUGGUUUUUAUGAGCAGUAUAAAGAACAAUAUGUGGAAACAAUGGCCGGUUUGGUAGAGUUCGCGCAAGAGGCGUACAACGCCAGGCAGCACGAAAUCAAACUGUUCAAAGACCUCGUAGAUAAUGCAUUGGAAGAGAGCGUUAAGAAGAGUAAACUGGUGAUAGAAGAAUUCGAAAGCAAGAAAAAACCACUGGCAGAUCAGAUGAACGAGUUGAUUACAAAGUUUACGACAAAACAGGCGACAAUAGAGCAACUGGAGCAGACAUUGGUGGAUCUCGGAGAGACGUUCAACGAAGUCUUGUAUCAAUUGUGGAAGAGUCUGAUGACCAUUGAGAUGCAGUUGUAUGAGCAAUGUGAGGAAUCCCGAGUACAAUUCGCGGUAAACAUGACAGAAAUGGUGACUAAACUACUGGAGGUGUCGCGGAAUGCGUUCGGGGCGUGGCGAGAACACGAAGGAGUGUGGACUAUGCGGCAGAUCGAGGCGCUCACUAAACUUCUAGGAAAUAAGAUUUUAUUGGGAGACGCGCCGCCUGAAUUAUUUGAGGCGAUGAUGGACCGAGACAUGAUGAUGAAUCUAGUUGCUCAGUCGUCGGACAAUCACCUGCGGUUUAUAGAUGCGCGCGAGGAUUUGCUCAUGACACGAGCGAAUAAAUGGCGCGAUGAUCUUGUUCAAGGCACUAACGACAAUGAAAUCAAGCGUAACCGCGACAGAAUACUGGAAAUCAACUUUUUCAUAGACAACCAGCGCGAAGACUGGACAGAUAUGCAAAUGGGACUUACGGAGACAGUGGAUCCGGAAACUGCGGCUUUGCUCGGAGAAGAUUUUUAAAAAUUAAAUUAUAUUUUAUUUUUCA
Messenger RNA from Manduca sexta (tobacco hornworm), 1861 nucleotides. RefSeq names its product dynein regulatory complex subunit 3. The transcript has 9 exons. The record is from RefSeq and is a predicted model, not a curated record. The coding region runs from base 172 to 1836 and encodes 554 amino acids. Gene Ontology annotation, molecular function: protein binding. NCBI's taxonomy places the organism in Eukaryota, Metazoa, Arthropoda, Insecta, Lepidoptera, Sphingidae.